This is a messenger RNA of Cavenderia fasciculata, 4806 nucleotides long. RefSeq names its product putative mediator complex subunit 24 (gene med24). The transcript has a single exon. The record is from RefSeq and is a predicted model, not a curated record. The coding region runs from base 1 to 4806 and encodes 1601 amino acids. NCBI's taxonomy places the organism in Eukaryota, Evosea, Eumycetozoa, Acytosteliales, Cavenderiaceae.
AUGUCUUGCAACAACCAAUAUGUCUUUGUCAACGACACCAACUCAUUGUCAUCAUCUUUUUCAUUGUUCGACCAUGUUGAACAACAAUCAAAUAUCAUCCAAAAUAAAAAUAUUUCUUUGUCUAUGAUGAUGCAGCCAUCAUCCGUUUCAUUGUCAUCUUUUAAUCAUUUUGAACACCCAAUCAUUCUUAACAAAAACAAAAACAACAAAAACAACACCAACUACAAUAAUAAUAAUAGCAAUAAUAAUAACGAUAUCGAUUCAUCUAUUUCACAAACCCAAUUUGAUUCAAAUCAUAUUGUUUCUCAAUGUCAUUUACCAUCAAACCAUACUUUUAUUCCUAUCUAUACCAACAAAAAUAAAAAUAAUAAUAAGUUAUCUUUUAAUGAUUUGUCCCAAUCCCAUUUCCAGUUACCAUUAAAUCACUCAACCAACAACCAUAUUAUUUUCUAUGGCGACAAAGAGGAGGAGGAAGAGUAUGUUCAAUUGAACAGCAACAACACAAUCUCAUGUUUCAACCAUGUCGAACAUCAAUUAAUUUUUAUCAACUAUCCAUUGCCAAUUAGUAGUUUUCCAUCGUUUUCACACAAUAUUCACUUUAACUCAAGCCAUGUUUUGUUUAUCUCAAAUCAUUCAACAACCAAAAACCAUAUUAUUUUAGAGGAGGAGGAGGAGGACUUCAACAGCAGUCCAAUUUCAAUCUCCUGUUUCAAUGUUAACCAUCAAUCAAAUCUCAUCUUAGAGGAGGAGGAGGAGUCUGUUCAGUUGAACAGAAACAGUGCAAUCUCAUUUUCAUAUUUCAACCAAUCAAUUCCCUUAGAUAAUAAUAAUAAUAAUAUUUCAUUCUUCAAUGACCAUCAAUCAUCGAUUCCAUGUUUUAAAUCUAGUGAUUUUUUAACUCAUUCAACAACCAACAACCUCAUUCUUUUAGACAAGGAGGAGGAGUUUGUUCAAUUGAACAAAAGCAGCAUAAACAUCAUAAAUUCAUUAACAUGUUUAGACAAUGUUAAACAUCAAUCAAUUCCAAUUAGUAAUCAAUCAAAUAAUAAUAAUAACUAUUUUUCAUUAAUUCAUUCAUCAUCAUUGAUUUCACCUAUUCCAUUUUCAUCUGAUUAUUUUAACUCUUCAAACACUUCCACAUCAUCAUCAUCAUCAUCAACAUUAUAUUUAUUAUCAAAUACAAUUAAUUCAACAAGAUCAAAUACAAGCCCAUUUUCAAGAUACUCCAGCAACAUCUCAAGAAUAGAAAACAACAACAACGCGGUAACAAGCUCUGACAAUUUAAAGCAUUCUACUGAUUCCUCUUCUUUUAUUUUUAUAGUUACCAAAGUUGCCAACAAUUAUUUUGAUUCUCUCAACUGUUUCGGAACCAAUCAUUCAAAUCAUACAACAAUACAACAACAGCCAUCAUCAUCAUCAUCACCAAUCAAUCAUGAUACAAUCCUCACCACAAUACACACUCACAAAUCAACUCACAAUCAAUAUUCACAAAUCACUCCACCAUCUUCAAAUAAUAAUAAUAAUAACAACAAAAAUAAUACCAAUGAAUCAACCUCACUUAUUCACUCAUUAUACAUGUACAUUCCAUUUAAUUCAAGUGAUGAUGUUUCAUCCAAUUGUCAAUCAUCACCAUUACUCUUUAAUCAUUCAACAACCAACCAUUUUCUUUUAGCAGAAGAGGAGGAGCAGAAUGAGGAAUCAUUUCAAUUAAACAACAACAACAACCACACAAUCACAAUCUCAUUGUUCAACCAUGUUGAACAUCAAUCAAUUCAUAAUAAUAAUAAUAGUAUUUCUUUCCAUCAAUCAACCAUUUUAUUUUAUAAUUCAAGUGAUACUCAAUGUCAAUCAAAUCAUCCAUUCAUUCCUGACAACAAUAAUAAUUAUUUAUUUUUUAAUUCAUCCAUGUCAAUUCCUUUUAAUUUUCAAUUACCAUUAAAUCACUCAACAACCGACAACCACAUUCUUUUAGAUGUUCAAUCGAACAGCAACAAAACAACAAAUUCAAUCUCAUUUUUCGAUCAUCAACCAAUCAUUUCCAUCAAUAAUAAUAAUAAUAAUAAUAAUAAUAUUUCAUUCUUCUAUGGCCAUCAAUUAUCGAUUCCAUGUUUUAAUUCAAGUAAUAUUUUAACUCAUUGCCAAUCAAACAAUCUCACAAUCCUCACCAAUCCAUCCACUCUCCACAUUCAUCUCCAAUCGAUCCACAAUCCUCAAACCAUUGGACAAUCUUCUAAUAAUAAUAACAAUAACAAAAAUACAAAUACAAAUAAUAAUAAUAGCAAUAACAUCACAACAACAAAUAAUAAUAAUAAUAACAACGACAAUUAUUCCUCUUCCACAGACAGACAACCCAUUCAUUGUUCACCAACAAAUAAUAAUAAUAAUAUUACAAUCUUUUCCAAUCACUUCAAUCCACAGCCAUUAAAUAAUACAAACAAUAAUAACAUUAUAUUAAAAAAUACAAACAACAACAACAACAACACCAACAACAACUCAUCAUCAUCAUCAUUCUCAUGCUUCAACUAUGUUGAAACAUUCAUCUCAACCAACAAACAAACAAAAAAUAUUAAUAAUAAUUAUAACAACUAUAACAACAACAAUAAUAAUAAUAAUAAUAACAACAAUAAAAACAAUAAUAGCAACAAAAAUACAAAUAACAACAACAAUAACACAAGAUCACCAAAUAAUAAUAAUAAUAACAACAACAAUUAUUCCUCUUCCACAUACAGACAACCCCUUCGUUGUUCACCAACCUCCAAUAAUAAUCGUAAUAAUAUUACAAUCUUUUCCAAUCACUUCAAUUCACAGUCAUUAAAUAAUACAAAUAAUACAAACAACAACAACAACAACACCAACUCAUCAUCAUCAUCAUUCUCAUGCUUCAACCAUGUUGAAACAAUCAUCUCAACCAACAUUAAUAACAAUAACUACAUUAAAUUAAAAAAUACUAAUAGCAACACCAACUCAUCAUCAUCAUUCUCAUGCUUCAACUAUGUUGAAACAAUCAUCUCAACCAACAACCAAUCAAAAAAAAUUAAUAAUAAUAACAACAAUAAUAACAACAAUAAUAACAAAAAUACAAAAACAAAUAACAACAACAAUAACACAAGACCAACAAAUAAUAAUAACAACAAUUAUUCCUCUAACAUAGACACAUUAAACAAUCCAACAACGACAAUCUCAAUGUGUCCAAUAUCAAUGACAAGACCAUUUUCAAGACACUCCAACGUUUCAAGAUUACAAAACAACGCGGUAACAAGUUCUGACAAUUUAAAGCAUUUUAUUGAUUCCUCUGUUAUUAUUUUUAUUAGAUACCAAAGUUGCCAACAAUUUAUUUUGUAUUCUCUCAACUGUUUCGGAACCAAUCAUUCAAACCAUACAACAAUACAACAACAACAAUCAUCAUCACCAAUCAAUCAUACAUUCCUCACCACAAUACACACUCACAAACCAACUCACAAUCAAUAUUCACAAAUCACUCCACCAUCUUCAAAUAAUAACAAUAAUUUAUCUUUUAAUUCAUCCACAAUGUCAAUUCCUUUUAAUUUAAAUGUUUUGUCUGAAUCUCAUUUUCAAUUACCAUUAAACUCUAGUGAUGUUUUGUUUCAUUAUCAAUCACCAAAUCAUUCAAUAACCACCAACAAUAUUAAUUUAGAUCAGGAGGAAGAGGAGUUUGUUCAAUUGAACAGCAACAGUAGCAGCACAAAAUCAUUAACAUAUUACUUAGCCCAUGUUAAAAACCAAUCAAUUCUUAAUAGUAAUCAAUCAAAUAAUAAUAAUAAUAAUUAUUCAUUAAUUCAUUCAUCAUCCAUUUCACCCAAUCAUUUCAACUCAUCCACAUCAUCAAACACAUCAUAUAUACCAAAUAUAAGCAAUUCAACAAGCUCAAUCGCAAGCCCAUUUAAAUCAAGACACUCCAACAUUUCAAGAUUAAAAAACAACUCAGUAACAAAUAACAAUAUUAAACACAUUAAAUUAAAAAAUACAAAUAACAACAAUAAUAAUAAUAAUAAUAACUAUGCCAACACCAACUCAUCAUCAUCAUCAUCAUCAUCAUCAUUCUCAUGCUUCAACCAUGUUGAAACAUUCAUUUCGACCAACAAUCAACAAAAAAUAUUAAUAUUAAUUAUAACAUCACACAAUAAUAAUAAUAACAAUAAUAAUAAUAAUAACAAAAAUAAUAACAAAAACAAUAAUAAUAACAACAACAAUUAUCCCUCUUCCAUAGACAUACAAAGCCCUCAUUGUUCACCAACAAAUAAUUAUAGCAUUUCAUUUACAACAAAUAUUAAUAAUCAUAAAAUCACAACAAACAAUAAUAAUACAAACAAUAAUCAAAAAACAAAAAAUAAUCCAACAAACUAUAAUAAUCCAAAUAAUAAUAAUACAAACAAUAAUCAAGCAAACAAUAAUAAUAUAAACAAUACAAAUAAUAACAUAAAAAAUAAUAAUAACAAGAAUACAUUUUAUAAUAACAACUUAAAUAUUAAUAAUAAUAUUAAUAAUAAUAACAAUAACAAUAACAAUAUAUUAUAUAUGUCACAAUCCAACUCUUCCUCCUUUUUUACCUCUUCAAUGUACAUGCAACCCCCUCAUUGUUCACCAACAAAGAUUAACAUUACAAUUACAACAAAGAAUAAUCAUAAUAACAUUACAAUCUUUACCAAUCACUCCAAUCCACACCCCUUAUUCACCAAUCAAUCAUUCAUUCAUCACCAAUCCUCUAGUCAGUCGCCCGUCCCAAAUCCAGUGAUCAAGAGUACCAGUUUCCAAGCAACAAUCACCACCAUUCGUAGACCAACAUAA